Molecule: messenger RNA, 3168 nt
Organism: Sorghum bicolor (sorghum)
Lineage: Eukaryota; Viridiplantae; Streptophyta; Magnoliopsida; Poales; Poaceae
Product: PH domain-containing protein DDB_G0287875
Exons: 12
Coding region: 153-2525 (790 amino acids)
Source: RefSeq, a predicted model, not a curated record
CUCAGUCCCCAUCUCAUUCUCAAAAUCAAGUCCACUGUUCCAGCAUCCAAAUCCAAGCCCCCUCUCCUUUCCCCUUCCCGUUCCCGUUCGCAUCGCCGCUCCCCCGACCCCGACUCGCCGAGAUCCCGGGAGGAGAGGACGCGGGCGGCGCCAUGGACACCGAGCCCUUCGACGAGGCGGAGCUCCUGGCGCUCCCAGCGUCCCCCGUCGCGUCCCCGCCUCGCCGCCUCAAGCGCCUCAAGAAAUUCUCCUCCCAAACCACCGCCACCACUACCACUACCACCAGACCUCCUGCUGGCUCCCCGCCUCCGCCUCUGUCGCCACCGCCGCCUCCGGCUGUGGCUGAGGCGACGCCGGGCGAGGAAGCCCUAGCGCCGACGACGUCCCCUCCCCGCGACCCUUCCCCGCGCCCGCCGACGCCGCCAGAUGCGGAUACCGCAACCCCGCUACCGCAUUCCUCUCCCGCCCCCGUGCCGUCGCCGCUGCCGCCGACCAACAACCCAGAGGACGACAGCGACGAGGAGGACGACGGUCUCGACCCGCUGUUCUCGGAGACCGUCGCCGCCGGGGGGUGGGACCCGCUGGGCGCGCCGGCCCAAGGGGACGGUGAGGAGGAGGACGAUGACUGGCUUGGGUGCGGCGGUCUCAUGGAGGAGCUGCGGAGGGAGCAGAUGUCGGCGAAGAAGCGGCUCGACAUGGACGAAGCUGACGGGGAGGUGGCUUCGGGGGCCGGGGCGGAUGCGAAAGGGAAGAGGAGCAAGAGGAAGAGGAAGGAGGAGGCGCCGCCCAAGGAGUCGGCCCGGGAGAAGAAGCGGUCUGAGAAGGAGAGGAGGGCGCAGCUUGAUUCGAUUCAUGCUGAGUCACAGAGGCUGCUGCGAGAGACGAGGAGGGCCUCGUUCAAGCCAAUUGUGCAGCCAGUUCACAAGCCCAUCUCAUCUGUCCUGGAGAAGAUCCGCCUGCGUAAGAUGGAGGUUCUGAAGAAAUCACAUACUUCUAUUGAAGACAGCGAUGACAAUGAUGCUGCUCCAGAGCCAGUGAUCGAUUCUGCUGUGCAUUUGGAUGUGCCUCAGUCUAAAGAAGUGACACUUGAUAAAGAUUUGGGGAUUGAUGGCGCUGAAAAAGAGCCUGGAGCAAAUGGCCAUGGCCUUGAUCGGUGUGAUAGUGUUCAAGAGGAUGAUGAUGGUUUGAGUUGCAAGGAGAAUGAUCUCCAUAAUUGUGGUACCAAUGCUUUAGAUGAGGAAAUUUCUGAUCAAUUGCAAGAAAAUCAUGAGGAGAACACCCAGCCAAUUGAUAACCAUAACGAUUCGGUAGAUCAAACUCAACUGUCCCAUUCUUCAAGCCCUACCAAGAGUACAGAUGAAACUUCAUCAGAAGACGAAGAAGAUAAUGAUAAAGAGAACAUGGACCCAAGCACUCAGAAUAAUGAUGUACAUACUCGUGAACACCUCCAACGAGCCAUUGGAGGAGACUCAUGUCCAGGUGAUGCCAUCAUAAAUGAUUUUCUAGAUGAUGAAGCUGAGGAAGAGGAUGAUAGUGACAAUGACAUGAUGAGAUUUAAGGACAAUGAAGAAGAUGAUGGAAGUGAUGAAAACGAGGUAUUCAAUGAUCUAAUAGCAGCUGGCUAUGAAGAAAAAGAAGCAGAUAAUGAGAAGCGUAAUGAACUUCACCAAAAGUGGCUUCAGCAACAGGAUGCUGCUGAAACAAAUAAUGUUAUACAAAGGCUAAAGUUUGGUCAUCAGGAGCAAAAAGCAUCAGCAUAUGAAGGCGUAGACGAAGACGAAGAUGAAGAUGUAGAAGACUGUGAGGAAGGAUCACAGAAUGAAGAUUUAACUCCAACAAAUGUUGUGCGACAAAAUUCAGAGAAGGCAAAACAGAUGAUUGCAAAGAUGUUCGAAGAUGAUAAUGAUACUUAUGAGCACUCAGAUGAUGAGGAAAUAGAGGAGAAUUUGGCUCGUCAACGCAUUUCAAAGCGAGAUGUUGAUAAUACUACAUUCAUAUCCCCAUUAGAAGAUGACAGCUCAAGGGAAGUAUUUAGUCUAAUAAAGAAGCUCAAUAUUGCUCCUCUGCCUAAGAGGGGAGGAAAGCAAUCAACAUCAAAUCAUGAAAUGCUUAUGGCUGGAAGGAAUGACAGUGCUUCAAAGUCAUCGUUUCUUGGACGAACUGUCAGUGGUUCACUGGCAUCUUCUCAUAGAUCAGUCUAUAGAUCCUAUGUAUUUGGUCGUGAUGACAGCAAUAGCAGCAGUAGGAGCUGCAUUUCUACUUCAGAGAGUAAUUCAGACAUGGACCAGGCCAACUCCUCUCAACCCAAGAAGGCCAAAUUCAGUUCACAGCCGAAACCGGUUGGGGCAAGGGCAAAUCCAGAAUGUAAAACGAAUUCAGGUGUUACCCUCUUUGACAUCCUGCACAGGACUUCAGAGCAAAGCAGUCAGGAAAGCUGUAGCACAAUCACAGAAAGUCAAGCUGUGCAUCAGUUCUCGGCAUUCAAAUUAUCAAGGAGGUUUUCUAGGGUGGGCAACAAAAAUUGACAACUCCAGGAGGUACAAGACAGUUGGUGCCUGUAUGGUUGUAGAUUUUGAAUUCUGACCACCGGCCCGAUAGUGCAGGACGAAAGCUGUCUAGAAAAAGGCCUCAGGUGAGGCUCAUGAAAAAGGGAGAUGAGAAUGGCUCCUAGUUGCCAUUCAUCUUCGUGCAGUUAGUGUUGUGAGGGUGUGCUGUUGGAGCUUAUGGGUUAAGGCUUUGAGUUAAUUUCGAGCUUCAAAAUGUUGAAUAUAAAGACCUUGGAAGAGAUUCUGGAUUGCACAAUGACCAUGAGCGUCAGGGGUUUUCUGCAUGGCCGGGGACCGUGGAUGUUUCUGAACUGAGAAUGGUGAAACCUGGCCCUGCUGUAGAUUUUGAAUUCCAAAUCUUGUUCUAUGUGUUCUCGUAUGCUCUAGAGAAUGAACGCUGAAUUUGCUGAGGCUUAAAGUUGAGUGUAAUGUUUGCUUAUUCUUGCUGCAUUGGCUCUUAAGAUAGGAAGAUGUUGGAAACGCUUUUACCAAAAAACCAAAUGUAUGUUUUUUUUUUUGACAACAACCAAAUGUAUGGUUGGGACUCAAACGUUACCUGUAAGCAUACAUUUUGUACAUGGGUGCCUUCCAAAUAAAAACAGGGUAUCAAGUAUAUCUGGAA